CAACCCGCCAAGGUCGCCAGGCUUGUUCAUCGCCGCCUCCGACGUCCUCAAGAAAAAUGCCUAGGGCUCCGCGGAACCACAGCAAGACCUACAAGGUCCCCCGUCGGCCUUUCGAAUCUGCUCGUCUUGAUGCCGAGCUGAAGCUCGCUGGUGAAUACGGUCUCCGCAACAAGCGGGAGAUUUGGCGCAUUGGUCUUACCCUCUCCAAGAUUCGACGUGCUGCUCGUGAGCUCUUGAAGCUUGAUCCCAAGGACCCCAAGCGUCUCUUUGAGGGUAACGCUCUUAUCCGUCGUCUCGUCCGUGUUGGUGUGCUCGAUGAGUCCCGCAUGCGCCUCGAUUACGUGCUGUCCCUCAAGAUUGAAGACUUCUUGGAGCGUCGUCUCCAAACCCAGGUUUUCAAGGCUGGCCUUGCGAAGUCCAUUCACCAUGCCCGUGUUCUCAUUCGCCAGCGCCACAUCCGUGUUGGUAAGCAGAUCGUCAACGUUCCUUCGUUCGUUGUCCGCCUCGAUUCCCAAAAGCACAUCGAUUUCGCUCUCACCUCGCCAUACGGCGGUGGCCGUCCCGGCCGCGUCAAGCGCAAGCGUGCUGCUGCUGCCGCCAAGAAGGAGGAAGGUGGCGACGAGGAGGACGAGGAAUGAUUGGCGUCGUUGUAGCUUUAUUCUCGUCUCACCCUUCGUGCCGUCUGUAUAUCAUGCGGGCCUUAUCCUAUGGUGCAUAUGCGACCCAUACGCGCUGCUUGCAUGUCAU
Phanerochaete carnosa HHB-10118-sp is the source of this 747-nucleotide messenger RNA. RefSeq lists its product as uncharacterized. The transcript has 5 exons. Gene Ontology annotation, biological process: translation; positive regulation of translational fidelity. Gene Ontology annotation, cellular component: cytosolic small ribosomal subunit. The record is from RefSeq and is a predicted model, not a curated record. Gene Ontology annotation, molecular function: rRNA binding; structural constituent of ribosome. NCBI's taxonomy places the organism in Eukaryota, Fungi, Basidiomycota, Agaricomycetes, Polyporales, Phanerochaetaceae. Bases 57 to 638 code for a protein of 193 amino acids.